AGGGGCCGCAGUCUCUCGGUGUCAGUGACCCUUCGCUACGCCACUCGCCUCCCCCAGAUUCCUUCACAGGAUCUGUUUCGACGAUAAAGACACUUCAUUGACUUGUUCAUGGUCAUAAAUUCAUCCGAUAGAUGCAUAUAUGCAAGAGCCGUAUCAGUUCACAUGCCUCACGGCACAUGGCUACAGUCAAUUCACUCACAUAUGAUGAACAAUUUCAUUUAUGACCGCGCUGUUUACAUUUCAUUUCUUGGUUAUUACAGCAUGAAUUGUCGAUAUGCAAUGUUAUCAAUUGCCGCUGCCCCUUCCAACAUUUUUGUACCUUAUCUGUUCCUCAUGGGCUGGUGCACGCUUGCGUUGCGGUCAUCGUCAGGUUAUCAGGUGAUCUUCCCAUUCCCGUAUUUACCGACUAGAUUUCCCAAGCGAUGUACAAUUUUUAUUUCUUAGCAUCGAGCAACUGCAGGCCUUUUCCAUACGAGAUAGAAGUAUCAAGCUCUCCUAUACACAGAGGUCCCUAAUGGCG
Aspergillus novofumigatus IBT 16806 is the source of this 520-nucleotide messenger RNA. RefSeq lists its product as uncharacterized. The record is from RefSeq and is a predicted model, not a curated record. Lineage: Eukaryota; Fungi; Ascomycota; Eurotiomycetes; Eurotiales; Aspergillaceae. The transcript has a single exon. The coding region runs from base 109 to 444 and encodes 111 amino acids.